Molecule: messenger RNA, 1308 nt
Organism: Leptopilina heterotoma
Lineage: Eukaryota; Metazoa; Arthropoda; Insecta; Hymenoptera; Figitidae
Exons: 3
Coding region: 5-1132 (375 amino acids)
Source: RefSeq, a predicted model, not a curated record
AAUCAUGUUUAAUUACAAUUAUCCCCCAGGACCAAAUCCUGGUUAUUCAGGUUUUCCCUUUCCUCCCCCAUUUCCAAUCAACUAUCCCCAGAAUUUUCUCCCACCACAAAAUUUCGUCCCAAAUUUGUUUCCCUCUUCUUCAUUUCAAGAAAAUUUCCAAAAACCUUCAAUUAAUUUAUUGACAAGAAAGCGAGAUGCGGAAUUUAUAAAUAAUUUCAUCGAUAACGAAGAAAAUCCGUGUCAAUUGAAAACUACCGAGAAGGAAUUACCAAAAAUAUCAGAAAUUAAUGAAGCUGUACGAAUUAUUUACAAACUGAAUCAAUCAAUAAAAAGUAUUUGCACUGAAAUGAAGUAUAAAAAUUUACCUGACAACGAGUGGCAAACGAAAAUGGAAAUAGCGAAAAAUUUGAAGAAUCAAGUAGAAACAUUGUCAAUUAUGUUUGAGGACGAAAAAUUUAUGGAGACAAUGAAACGUAAAUUGUCGAAACGAAAGAAAAAGCGUUUGCGAGAAAAAAGAAAACGCGAUGCGAUUCGUAAUGAAAAUAAAGAGAGACGUGAACGAUUAAAUGUUGAAAUUGAUAAUUGGAUUAAAAAGAAACAGGAUUUAAUUGCAAGGGAAAAACAAGAGGAGAUAUUGCGUAAAGAUGCGGAUAUUGUACUUGCCGAUGUUCGUGGUAAACGAAGUGAUGCAAAAAAAUUCUCCUCACUUUUAAAGGAAAUGCAAAAUUUUCGUAAUGUUAAAGUCAAAAUUGCUCGAGCACGGGGUGAAAAUUUCCCUCAAGCGGCCGAUCAAGCAUUCAACAAUAUCAUUGGCAAACUUGUUGAACACUGGACGGCGCUAGAUCGAGAAUAUUCUCUCGAGGAGCAAGGAUUAAAAUUAAUGAUACAAACUGACAAUGAAAAAAAGGAAGAAACAAAAAAGAUGCACGCUUUCAAUAAUUGGGAGCAAAUUCUCUUUGGACAGCGAUUGCCAAAAAAUGCUUUUCUUCAAAAUAAUCUUCUAAACUUCGUAACAAUCAGGACAAUGUGGGACAAAUUCUAUGACACAAAUGGAAAACCAAUUCCAAUGGGAUGGGUGGUACCUGUUCCUCCUUCAUCAGCCGCGUGGCAAACACUUCUUAAAAAGUCCUGAACGCUUAAUAGGAACUUUAAAUUAAUAAAUUGCGAUGAUUAAUUAAUUUUUUAAACAUGUCAUUAAUUUGUAUUUUUCCGUGUUGUAUUUAAUUCACUAUAUUUACUAAAUUGUAUUUUCAUUACUUAAACGUUUAAAAAUAAAGUUUUUCUCUCUUUUUUUUAUUUUAAAAACUA